Anthonomus grandis grandis is the source of this 3533-nucleotide messenger RNA. Its product is annotated as thiamine transporter 1-like. Gene Ontology annotation, molecular function: vitamin transmembrane transporter activity. Bases 325 to 1653 code for a protein of 442 amino acids. Lineage: Eukaryota; Metazoa; Arthropoda; Insecta; Coleoptera; Curculionidae. Gene Ontology annotation, cellular component: plasma membrane. The transcript has 7 exons. The record is from RefSeq and is a predicted model, not a curated record. Gene Ontology annotation, biological process: vitamin transport; transmembrane transport.
UGUUUUCUUAAAAAACCUCCAACUGAUUGUUUUGAUUGCAUUGCAUGUUCAUGUUGUUUUAAAUAGAUAAUGAUUUUUAUUUUAGUCAGUCCUGGCGUAACUGCCGGCUAGUAAUGUGACUGUCGAAAAUGACUGAAAAAACGUUCCAUAAAGGAUUUUUAAGAGACUUCUGCGUUGCUUUUUAGUUUUGGUUUAGGAUCUUCCUGUUAGUGCCAUUUGGAUCCAAAAAUUAACAGUUAUAAGCUUUACCACACGACACAUCAGAAUGUCGUACCCACUUGAAACAACACAAUAAUAGUUGCUUUUGGCCACUACAUCUACAAAAUGAAGAUAUUCAAAAAAUGCCCGAAUACAACAGACCACUGGAUAAUCAUAUCUCUGCUUGUCAGUGUGUUCGGAUUUCUUAAGGAAUUUAGGCCAUCUGAACCUUUUAUUUAUGAAUUUUUGACUGGAGGAUGGAAAAAUGUGACCCAAGACCAAGUUAUGCAGGAGGUAUAUCCCGUUGGAACCUACAGCUAUUUAGCCCUCUUGAUAGUGGUUUUCUUGGCCACGGAUAUUUGCCGAUAUCGCGUUUUAAUUGUACUUCUAGCGGCAUCGGGAGUGGUAGUUUGGGGUCUCCUACUUUGGACCACUGACCUUUUUGAACUGCAAAUAGGCCAGGUGUUUUUUGGAGUUUUUGCAGCAUGCGAAGUAGCCUAUUUCACUUACAUCUACGCAAAAGUAGACAAGGAAUACAUUCAGCAGGUGACUUCUCAUACAAGAGCGGCUAUUUUAGCAGGACGGGCUUUCUCGAGCAUCCUGGGACAAGUGCUCAUAUCAUUUAAUGCUAUGAACUUUUAUGAACUGAACUAUAUUACAUUUUCAGCUAUGAUAGCUGCCACUAUAUGGUCGCUAUUUCUACCCCCUGUGAAGAAAUCGAUAUAUUUCCAUAAAGACGUGUCGCAAAAAACAUUCGCAGAAAAAUCGCGGGCGGCUUUUAGUCUGAUUUGGUACCAUUUACGUGACGGAUACUCGAACAAGUACUUGAUUAAAUGGUCCGUUUGGUGGGCUUUAUCAACUACCGGAUUUAUCCAGGUGCAAAUCUACAUGCAAACCCUUUGGCAGGACAUCGUAAACGAUCCGUCAGUGUCAAUCUACAAUGGCGCGGUAGAAUCGAUUUUGACGGUAAUCGGUUUUCUGGGCGCUCUAGCGGCUGGAGCCCUAAAAGUCGACUGGAAAACUAGAGGAGAGCUGGCUCUAACCUGCUGCUCACUCAUGCAGGGCUUCGCCAUGUUAAUAUCCUCACAAACAAGUCACGUGAUGGUCAGCUACGCUUGUUACAUCGUGUUUGGGGCAUUGUAUCAUUUAACGAUCACGGUGGCCAGCAGCGAAAUCGCCAAAGUUAUCCAAGAGGACAGUUACGGUUUGAUUUUCGGCAUUAACACGUUCGUGGCGUUGCUCAUUCAAGCGAUACUGACGGUUUUAGUGGUUAGUGACGGGGUUGGGUUCGCGUUGCCCCCUAGGCAGCAAUAUUUUGUUUAUGGGGUGUUUCACGUUGUCUUAGGGUUCAUUUAUAUCGUGGUGGGUUUGACUAGUUGGCUUAUUAGUAAGAGGGAUUAUAGGAGGGCGAGUUGCGUGCCCGACCCUCCCGCAAGGAGUGUUAUUAUUUAUUAAGUAUGUUUCAAGGCGGAACAAGGAUGACAUAAGUUUGGUUCGUUGACUUUUAUGGUCAACUGUGGUUGCCAAAAAGGGCAUCUCUUAUAAAAUAAGACUGCCUGAAAAGAAAGUGUUUCAAAAUGGCAUUUGAUUUGCCAUAUUUUAAAUACAGGGUCAAGUUUUGUUUGAAUCAAGUGUUUGCAAUAACUUAAAAUGUUUUUGCUUAUUGGCUUGUUUGAAAUGUGUUAUGCAAGGUGUGUUUAAUGAUUUAUUGUGAAUAUUUAGGUAAUAAUUUUUUGCAGAGUCUAAUGCAUUGAAUAUUAUAAAUCUACAAAUCUAAUUCUGAGGGGCAGAACAGUUAUUACUAACUUAGUAUCAGCUAUCCCAUACGUAGGAAGAAUAAUUAUACAUAUUGUACAAUGAUUAUGGUGAGGAUUUGCUUGGGAGAAGAUUUGAGGACUUGAUAAUGCUACUCUUACCCGGUUUUUUGCAUUCAAUUUUCUUCUACCUUUUAUUGUAUCAGCUUUAGUAAUAAUUCACUUCUUCAUUAAACUAGAUCAAAUAACCCAAUUGGGAUAAAUAAAAAUAUAGAAAAAGUCUCUCCCUUCACUCUUAAUUUACAUUCAAGGAUGUAGUAAGAUUCUUAAUUAUAUUAUUUGCCCUACAAGCUCAAUACUUACUAGGAGGUCCUGAAAAUUUGAUGCCAGCAAAUCCUUCAGUAACACCAGUUCAUCAACCUGAAUAAUAUUUCUUGUUUGCUUACGUAAUUAUGCGAAGAAUUCCUAGUAAAUUAGGAGGAGUAAUUGCUAAUGCCGAAUCCAACUUAGGCCCAGUUGAAGGAUUCGGUCACCUAGGGUACUUUUUGGAGCAUUAAAUCAGGGUCGCCACAUUCCUAAUACUGUGGUUUUCUUCCUUAUACACUGUGUGUCAGCCAAAUGGAAUAAAUUAGCUAAUAAAUAGAUGGGAGCGUGUUGGAAAAAACGCUCGAACACGUCGAUUGGUUUUUAUAGUUGCGCAUUUUUUUUCAUAAGAUUUUUAUACAGGGAGUAUCAGAUAACGGUGGUCAAUACCAACUUGCUUAGUUUAAUCAUAUCAAGCUGUAUGUUAAUUAAUAUUUAGAUUCCUCAGAUCAUUUUAGACAUAUUUUGUAUACAAUAUCCUAUACCUAUCUUUGACUGUUUCGAAAAUUAUUUCUUUGCCGAAAAUUGUUACAACAUAUUUAAAAACUUAUACACAAUACAAAUCUAAAGUAGUAGCGUUCAUCAAGUGUCUAUCACAAGAACCAUGAGUAUUAUUCGAUUUAGGCCCUAGAUAUUCGUUUCAUACAUGAACAAAUCUGAAUCUAUUGUAAAAAACGCAAGAGCAACUUGUUAUCGCCCCAAGGAAGGUUGAUAAUAGUUUUUAACACGUUUCAAGGCAAAAAAUGAUCUUUUAGUCUUUAGAAACAAACAUUCUUAAUGACCUAGGCUACUUUUACGGUAAAUCCGUAUGUCAAAUCUUAUUAAUUUUACUAGACUUAUCAGUAUUAUAUUUACUAUGUAGGGUCCUAUUUGGUUAAUUCCAGGCUGUGGUUAGCUGAAUCUUUAUUGUAGAUUUUAUAGUGUCAAUUUCGAACUGUUAUUUAUCCAGUGUUAAUCAUGAUUAAUUAGCUUUAUUUAGCUGUUUGUAUCCAUUGUAUGAGAUAAAGUUGGGAUAAGCAUAAGCAAAUAUCUCAGUUCAAUGUUUACCCAGGUCCUUUUUACAAAUGUUUUAUCAGAAUUUUUAGCUUUUGUUCUUCCUCGGUUAUACCUUCGCACAAAAGUAUAUAUUUUCCUUGUUUUUUAUUUAUUUUUAUUUUGUAAAUGUUAAUUAGUUUUUAAUUGAAACUAUUGUAAUAAAUAAAAAGACGUACUACUGUU